AGCUAUAGUUUUUCCAUUUAAUUAGUCAUACAUAUAUAAAGUAGUACUUUUUGGGUUAUUUCUUGAAGAGAUCGAUGGUGAGAACACCUUGCCACGAUGAAAAUGGUCGUAAGAAGGGUACUUGGACACCUGAAGAAGACAGGAAAUUAGCAGAAUAUAUUACUAAAUAUGGAUCAUGGAACUGGAGACAGCUUCCUAAAUAUGCUGGUCUAGCAAGGUGUGGAAAGAGCUGUAGACUUCGAUGGAUGAAUUACUUAAGGCCAAAUGUUAAAAGAGGAAACUACACAAAAGAAGAAGAUGAAAUCAUCUUGAAACUUCAUGCUCAACUUGGAAAUAAGUGGUCGGCGAUUGCACAUCACUUGCCAGAAAGAUCAGACAACGAGAUAAAGAAUCAUUGGCACACUGCACUUAAGAAGCGCGCUAAUUAUUCUACAAACUCAAGUGAUGAAUCAAGCAAAAAAUGUAACAAUAAGAUGAAUAGCAGAAAGUGUAAUGCGGAAAAUAAAAAUAUUGCAAGUCCUAAUAUGAGUAGUUCACAUGAAAAUAUAGUAUUAGAAAGUUCAGAAUGGUCACCAAAGGAGUCAUCAAGUGAAGAACUCUCCUCUUAUCAACAAGAACAUAAUGUUUUUCAAGAAGCAGCAUUAAUGGAGGAAGUUACAAGUGGAAGCUUUUGGACAGAACCAUUUGAAGUGGAUGGUAAAAUUGAUUUUGUAGCUCCAAUUGAUUACUAUGGACUUGUGUGUCCACCUUCACCUUUUAUAGCUCAUGAAUUUCUUUCCUCCUUUGAUCUAGAUCAUUGUAAUAAUUAUUGGUAAAAACGAGAAGAACAAAAGCAUUCAAAGAGAAGUGCCUAGUGAUUUAUCUCAAUAUAUAAAUGAGUUUAAAUUUUAUGCAUUA
Solanum dulcamara is the source of this 897-nucleotide messenger RNA. RefSeq names its product transcription factor MYB106-like. Lineage: Eukaryota; Viridiplantae; Streptophyta; Magnoliopsida; Solanales; Solanaceae. The record is from RefSeq and is a predicted model, not a curated record. Bases 75 to 815 code for a protein of 246 amino acids. The transcript is spliced from 3 exons.